This is a messenger RNA of Osmia lignaria (orchard mason bee), 902 nucleotides long. It is a transcript of the gene snf, whose product is annotated as U1 small nuclear ribonucleoprotein A snf. Lineage: Eukaryota; Metazoa; Arthropoda; Insecta; Hymenoptera; Megachilidae. Gene Ontology annotation, molecular function: RNA binding. The record is from RefSeq and is a predicted model, not a curated record.
GCAUGUUCAAUCUUGUUGGAUCUGUAGUCAUUGAUUCUAUGUAUGUAUCUUAACCUACAUGAGUUGCAGACGCCGAUCAAAUACAAUUGUUUUCCACAAAAAGUAUUAUUAAGUAUUGUAGAUAUAUUAUAUCUCAUUUAGUUUAAACAAUUAUUUAAUGGCAAUGGAUAUUCGACCGAAUAAUACAAUAUAUAUUAACAAUUUAAAUGAGAAGAUAAAAAAGGAUGAACUAAAGAAGUCUUUAUAUGCAAUUUUCUCUCAAUUUGGUCAAAUUUUAGAUAUUGUAGCACUAAAAACAUUAAAAAUGCGUGGACAAGCAUUUGUUAUUUUUAAGGAAAUUGCUAGUGCCACAAAUGCUUUAAGGUCAAUGCAAGGAUUUCCAUUUUAUGACAAACCAAUGAGGAUACAAUAUGCAAAGACUGAUAGCGAUAUAAUUGCAAAAAUGAAAGGCACCUACGCGGAACGACCGAAGAAACCAAAACGGGUUGUACCCGCAGCCGAUGAAGAAGCUAAGCGUGCUAAGAAACGUGCCAAAGAACAAGCUAAGCAUUCUCAACAAAUUAGUUAUCAUGCCGGUGUACCGCAGCAUCCAGGUUUAGUUAAUGCUGCCGUACCGGAGCAACCACCUAAUCAAAUCCUGUUCCUUACGAAUCUACCAGAUGAAACUAGUGAAAUGAUGUUAUCUAUGCUUUUCAAUCAAUUUCCUGGUUUCAAAGAAGUACGUUUGGUACCAAAUAGGCACGAUAUUGCAUUCGUUGAGUUUGAGAAUGAAGUUCAGUCGGGAGCUGCGAAAGAUGCUCUUCAAGGAUUCAAAAUUACACCUUCCCAUGCGAUGAAAAUAUCAUUUGCAAAGAAAUAAAACAUGCAAUAUUUUGAUUUGUAUAAAGUUAUUGUUAAAAAAA